AUGAGUAUUAACAAAGCGCAGGGUCAAUCGGUCAAAUAUGUUGGCCUUGAUCUACGUUCUCCCGUCUUCACCCACGGCCAACUCUAUGUCGCGCUCUCUCGCGCCACCGCCUCGCACAACAUCAAAGUCCUCAUUGACGGUGAUUCAAAUGCAAACACUGUCCAGAACGUUGUCUACCCCGAGGUCCUCCUCGACUAG
Schizophyllum commune H4-8 is the source of this 198-nucleotide messenger RNA. RefSeq names its product helicase. The transcript has a single exon. Lineage: Eukaryota; Fungi; Basidiomycota; Agaricomycetes; Agaricales; Schizophyllaceae. The coding region runs from base 1 to 198 and encodes 65 amino acids. The record is from RefSeq and is a predicted model, not a curated record.